UACACACUGAUCUCCUUGGUUCAUGAAAAACCAAUUAUUCAUGUAAGUCACAAAGUGAAAAAUAGGAAACUACAUAUUACAAAAACAAAAUAAUCGUUUAAAUUAGAAAAAAAACAUAGCUUAUCACUACUAAAAAAAAGGGCGUUUUCGACCAAAAAAUUUCGACCACAUUUUUGGUCAAAAAAAAAAAAAAAUUGACCACGCGCGGUCGAAAAAUCAAGAAUUUAAUUUUUAUUUUAUUUUCAGUAGGAUUUCGACCACACUGGGUCGAUUUUUUAAAAUGAAAAUAAAAUUUCAACCACGUGUGGUCGAAAUUAAUUUUUGUAUAAAUAAUAAAUGGGAAACGUUUAAAUUAAAAAAAAAACCCAUGUGGUCGAAAAUUGGAUCACAUUUGUAUAUACACACUUCUUUGCAGAUCUGGUCAGCACCACACUUGAUCACAUUUUUAUUUUUUCUUUCUCUCUCUUUCCUCUCUCCCUCUCCUCUCUCUACCCACACCACCAACCCACCGCCCCACCAGCCCAGACCUCAACCCACCGCCAGUCCACCGUCGGCGGCGCAGGGUUUUGCACCAUCAGAGGCUUCACCUUCCCGUCCCAGGUAUCAAACCUGCACGUCUUUGAGGGCAGCCCUUGGUCGGUGUAAGUCUAUUACUGUGACACCAAGGUCUCCAGUUCGACAUGUUAAGCUUUUUGGCUUUGCCUAUCUUGGACCAUUCGGGCAUUUUUUUCACUUAUUGCUGGACAAACUUUUCAAGGGGAAGAAAGACACAACAACUGUUGCAAAAAAGCAUAGAUGUUGCUGAUGAUGGCGCAGUUGAUCCUAAGGAGUAUGAAGCAUCAAGAUGCUCAGCUAACAAGAACACUUAAUUCCUCGGAGGCUAGGAUGUUGGGUAUGCAAGCCCAAAUUAAUAGUUUAUGAUGGAUAUGUUUAAAUGGAUAUGUAUAUUAUCUUUAAGGGUUUGAAUGUAGUUUUAGUUCGAAUUAGAAGUACUUUUAAGUUUAUAAUGUUUAAGUGUUUGAAUAAUGUUUCUGAUGUUUAAGUGUUUGAACGUAGUUUAUGAUGUUUAAGUGUUUGAAUGUAGUUUUAAUUUUUAGUACUUUGAGGUUGAAUUUGAUUGUUUAUAAGUG
This is a messenger RNA of Lycium barbarum (goji berry), 1130 nucleotides long. RefSeq lists its product as uncharacterized. The coding region runs from base 281 to 805 and encodes 174 amino acids. The record is from RefSeq and is a predicted model, not a curated record. Lineage: Eukaryota; Viridiplantae; Streptophyta; Magnoliopsida; Solanales; Solanaceae. The transcript is spliced from 4 exons.